UUGUAUUAUAAGGUGAGAAUCUGGGAGAAAUUUGGAGUUUUUUGAUACCGAAUAUGCGUCAGCUAAGGUUUUGCUGACGCGUUUUUUGUAGCCGCGGGAAAAUUUCCUUUUUUUUUCGUAGAAAAUAUGUUUUCCGGCUCAAAUUUUGUGCUGAAUCUUGUGGAAAAGCUGAAAACUGCUGAAAAUAAGGCUUUCCAUGAUUUUCAGCACAAAAAUUUCAGCCAGGAAACUUUUUUGGAUGAAAAAAAGUCAGCUAAACAUUUGCUGACGCAUUUUUUGUAGGUUGGGGAAAUUUCCCCUUUUUCUCGUAGAAAAUAUGUUUUCUGCUUAAAUUUCGCGCUGAAAAUCAUGGAAGUUCUCAUUUUCAGCGAUUUUCAGCUUUUCCACCAGUUUCAGCACAAAAUUCUGAUCUAAAACAUAUUUUUAACCUGAAAUUAAUUUUUUCUCAAAAAAUUUCGAAAUUUUUGGUUAAAAAAAGUUUCCAGGCUUAAAUUUUAUGCUGAAAAUCAUGAAAAAGCUGAGAAUUUCUGAAAAUGAGCAAUUCCCUCAGUUUCAGCGCAAAAUUCUGAUCUAGAAACAUAUUUUUGACCUGAAAUUAAUUUUUUUCAAAAAAAUUCGGAAUUUUUUCUUCAAAAAAUUUUCCCGGCUGAAAUUUUGUGCUGAAACUGAAAAAAUCGCUGAAAAUCACUGAAAAUAAGGGUUCCCACGGUUUUCAGCGCAAAAUUUCAGGUAGCACACUAUUUUUCUCCAACCUACAAAUUAUGUGUCAGCAAACUAUUUUGCUGACGCAUAUUUGGUGUCUAAAGAUUCAGAAUUUCACGUAGAUCAUGAAUUUGGCCACAAAAUCUACCGUACUCCUGACAAAAAAUCGAAUUUCAGGUCGAUUUUUCAAGCUCCUCCCCCUGCUUAGCCAAUUCAUCCACUUCAAUCUAUGAAACCUCAUCAAUUUCAACAUUUCUACCAUUUUCGAAUUUCAACUACCGUAUCAAAUUGCCACGUCAUCACCUGAAAAUCCACGAAAAAAUGCUGAAAAUCCACGUGGCUCAUCAAAAAUUGGCAAAAACCCAAAAAACCGCGGAAAAAUCGCUGGUUUUUCAGGUUUCCGGACCUUCCGGAAGCGGAAAACGCCUGAUUUGCCGCCUGUUUUCCGCGUCAACGCAUCGCAAUUUUGUGGAAAUCGACGGAUUUCAGCUGAUUUCUGAAAAUCCCGAAAAAUCCGAGCUGAAAAUUUCGGGGAUUUUUGAAAAAAUCUCGAAUUUUGGAGGUGGCAAAUGUGUGGUUUAUUUGAGAAAUUCCGAUGUUCUCGCUUUUGAUCAAUUUAAUGGAAUUGGUAAGGUUUUUCAGCUUUUUCAGCGUUUUCAGCAUAAAAUUUCAGCCUGGGAACUUUUUUAGCUGAAAUUUUUCUUGUUAUAUCCUCUCUCCUUAUGCAUAGUAUAUAAUGAGUUUAUUGAUGUUACAUAAGAAUAUAUAUAUAAAUAGUAAAAGCUACAUGGUAAUUACUGAUAAUAAACUGAUAAUAGAAUGCGCUACGCUACUUAUAUAUGGGUUACUGUCUCCUCCUACUACAUGCCGAUUUUCAUUAGCUGAUGUCCUCAUCACUCAAAUCGCGAUUUUCACACUCUUCUUCACUCGCGGUGAUCUUCUGAGAGUCUGGGUUUGUGGCUCUCUGUCCUCGAGUUCUCCAUCGCUUUUCUCCUUUUCUUCUCUUCCGGAUUUUUUCAGUAGCCGAUGUCCUCAUCGUUUCUGGCAAUCGUCUGCAGUCGGUUUUUGAUUCGGAUGUGGUGUUCAAUUGGUCCAUUGAAGUUGCCGAAUUUCCCAUCUUCGUUAAAAAAAGAUAGUUUCUUCUGGAUGAUGAGUUGUCGAAGUAUCGCUUUGUUCUCUUGCGAGAGAAUACAUUUUCUCAGAUCGAUUUUGGAUUUGAAGUCUUCUUCUGAUUUUGCGAACUUUAGGAUGUUUGCUUCCCAAUUGGCUUCUUUUGAUCCCGAGUCUGGUUCUGCGUUGUUGUCUUUCUUGGAGUAGACGGUCGAGGAGCUUUUUUCGGUACGGUUGGAGUGUGAGGAACUUGUAUUUCGGCAAUUCUGAAAGAUCAUAGUGUGGAUCUUUCAAUGUUCUCGAGGGUGAGGACUUUUCGGCAUGAGGCGCCAGAGACAAGAAAAAACAAAUCUUAGUAUUCUAAGUGUAUUGGUAUACCUAAUGUAUUGCUAAUUUACUAUGACUAAAGUUAAGAAUAUAUUAUGCAUUAAGAAGUGAAGGUAUAAAAGUGUAGCUUGUAUGAUCACCAUUCGCUGUUAUAUAGUAUGCUUAUCAGGGGGCGGAGCUUCAGAGGAAAGUAAUAAAAUCAAGUGAAGUAAUUUUGUUUGCGUCAAUAAGGUUGUAAACUAAUAAACAAAAUUGUUGAUGUUGCAAUUUUUCCCUGAUUAUCUACUGUUGAAUAUGCAUUUUACGCUUAUCUUUACAAUGGGUGGCUCCAUUUACUAUCCUAAUUGGUUGGUGAUCUUUGGGCUCAGUUCUAGGACUUAUGACAAAUAGACAAAGAUUACAACCUGGUGAUUUCGCUAUCGGGAACUGUUGAUUGGUCCAAGUUGGUGUAGACCAUGGUGAAAGAUUUCAAUAUUUGUACCCCACUCGGACAAAGGCAAGUCGAUAGAUUGGUCUGCAGUUCCAUUCCAUCUGUGGUCUUCGUGGGCGGGUUGCUAUCCCAGAUCUUUCGGUGUGCACGUUGAUACUUUUAUAAUAUUUCAACAGUCAGUUUUCCCAUUUUCCAUAAUAUUUUCCAAUUUCCAUAUUAUUUCAAUUUUCCAUAUCGAUAUGUGUUGUUUGAUAGCCCAAUAGUGAGUCCAGUGUUGAUCCUGUCGAGUUCGUGUGGAACCUCCAUGUUAUAUCCUCUCUCCUUAUGCAUAGUAUAUAAUGAGUUUAUUGAUGUUACAUAAGAAUAUAUAUAUAAAUAGUAAAAGCUACAUGGUAAUUACUGAUAAUAAACUGAUAAUAGAAUGCGCUACGCUACUUAUAUAUGGGUUACUGUCUCCUCCUACUACAUUCUGAAAAUUUUGAAUUUUUCAUUAAAAAAUUAAUUUCAGGUUGAAAAAAUGUUUCUAGACUGGAAUUUUACGCUGAAACUCGUGGAAAACCUGAAAUUCGCUGAAAAUGAGGAUUUCCAUGAGUUGCAGCACAAAUUUUCAGCCUGGGAACUUUUUAGCUGAAUUUUUCUGAAAAUUUUGAAUUUUUUAUCAAAAAAUUAAUUUCAGGUCAAAAAAAUGUUCCUAGGCUGAAAUUUUGUGCUGAAAAUCAUGGAAAUCUUUAUUUUCAACGAUUUUCAGCUUUUUCAGCGUUUUCAGCGCAAAAUUUCAGCCAGGACUGUUUUUUGGCUGAAAAAAUCUGAAAAUUUUGAAUUUUUCAUUAAUUUUUGGUAAAAAUAUGUUUCUAGAUUAGAAUUUUGUGCUGAAAAUCAUGAAAAUUGCUGAAAUUGAGGAUUUCCAUGAGUUUCAGCACAAAAUUUCAGCCAGGAAUGUUUUUUGGCUAAAAAAAUCUGAAAAUUUUGAAAAAUAAUUAAUUUCAGGUCAAAAAAAUGUUUCUAGACUGGAAUUUUGUGCUGAAACUCGUGGAAAACCUCAAUUUCAACGAUUUUCAGCAUUUUCACGAUUUUCAGCACGAAAUUUCUGCCUGGGAACUUCUUUAGCUGAAAUUUUUGGAAUUUUUUUGAAAAAAAUUAAUUUCAGGUUGAAAAAAGUUUCUAGACUGAAAUUUUGCGCUGAGUCUUGUGGAAAACCUGAAAUUCGCUGAAAAUGAGGAUUUCCAUGAGUUGCAGCACAAAUUUUCAGCCUGGGAACUUUUUUAGCUGAAAAUUUUGAAUUUUUCAUUAAAAAAUCAAUUUCAGGUUGAAAAAAUGUUUCUAGGCUGAAAUUUUGUGCUGAAAAUCAUGGAAUUGCUCAUUUUCAGUGAUUUUCAGCAUUUCCAGCGUUUUCAGCACAAAAUUUCAGCCAAAAACCCCAAAUUUUCCUUCCAGAUAGACGAAUUCUUCACCACCUCGAAUCAAAACUCUCAGAACCCUCAAAAUCUACAGUAAUCCUCUCAUGUGUCUCGCAACGAUUGUCAAAAAUGCCCGCGAAAAUCAAAAAUUUGAGUUUAUAUCAAUUUUCGACGGAAUAUUUGGAAGAAUCGGAUCGAUUCGAGUAUUUUGAGCAUUUUUUGGGUAAAAAUGUGAAAUUGGCGAGAAUUUUGGCGAAAAAAAACGAAUGUGAGUUGAGUUUCAGCGAUUUUUGACUGAAAAUUUGAAUUUUUCACGAUUUUUUGAGCCGGGAAGUGAAAAAAUUGAAAAAAAUGCGAUUUUUUGACCAAAAAUUAAAUUUUUUUCAAAAUUUUCAGAAAAAUUUUUCCCAAAAAAGUUUCCUGGCUGAAAUUUUGUGCUGAAACUCGUGGAAAUGCUGAAAAUUGCUUAAAAUAAAAAUUUCCAUGAUUUUCAGCACGAAAUUUCAGUCAAGAAAAUCCACGUGGCAUAGUUUUUGGCUCAAAAGGUCCUCGAUCAAAUUUGGGCUCAAAAAAAUGUUUUUUUCAUCCCCAAAAAUAGUCCCAAGCCUAACAAGCCUGAAAAUCGAGCACUACAAGCCUACUGAGAGUUUUGGGCUUGAAAAGAGCUACAUUUUGAGCCCGAAUAAGCCUAGGCUUCGGCCUAGGCCUAUUUGGGCUCAUUUUGAAGCCUCUAAAGCCUCCAGCCCGAAUUCGGGCUCAAAAAAUCGCAAAUUUUUCAGGGAUUCACGUUAGCCGAGCUCGAAAACUUGCUCAAAAUCACAAAUCCGAAAACCGAGCCACAAUUCGAUUUUCAAAUUUCGAAAAGAAAUUCGAAUUUUGCGGAUGCAAUUGGAGCUCCAAAAAUACCCGAUGUAAAAUGGAGUGAUGUUGGAGGAUUAGAAGAAACAAAGAAAAUUGUGGCUGAAAGUAUAAGGAGCAAUUUAUUUUCGACUGGAAAUUCGGGUAGGGCUCGAAAUUUCAGCCCGGAAUGAUUUUUGGCUGAAAAUUUUCUGAAAAUUUUGAAAAAAUCAGUUUUCUGAACUGAAAAUCGGUUUCUAGACUGGAAUUUUGCGCUGAAAACCGUGAAAGCACUAAUUUUCAACAAUUUUCAGCAGUUGCAUGAUUUUCAGCACAAAAUUUCAGCCUGGAAACAUUUUUCAGCACUGAAAAAAGAUUUUUUCAAAAAAUUUCAGAUUUUUGUUCAAAAAUCGGUUUUUUGAGCUGAAAAUGGGGUUCUAGACUGGAAUUUUGUGCUGCAAAUCAUGGAAAUGCUCGUUUUCAGUGAUUUUCAGCAGUUUCAUGAUUUUCAGCACGAAAUUUCAGGCUGGAAACUUUUAUUCUGAAAAAUUAGAAAUUUUUUGAAAAAAAAAUUAAUUUCAGGUUGAAAAUAUGUUUCUAGAUCAGAAUUUUGCGCUGAAAGUCAUGGAAAUCUUGAUUUUCAGUGAUUUUCAGCAGUUUCAUGAUUUUCAGCACAAAAUUCUGAUCUAGAAGCAUUUUUUCAAUCUGAAAUUGAUUUUUUUUCAAAAUUUUCAGAUUUUUUCAGCAAAAAAACUUCCCUAGCUGAAAUUUUGUGCUGAAAAUCGAGAAAUCCCUCAUUUUCCUCUAAAUUUCGAAUUUUCAGCCGGAAAUCGACGUCUAAAAAGAUCUGGAAUCAUUCUUUGGGGUUCACCUGGUUGUGGUAAAACAAUGAUUGCAAAAGCAGUGGCCACCGAAUUCAAAAUCGCAUUUUUGAGUGUAAAAGGACCCGAAUUACUCAAUAAAUAUGUGGGACAAAGUGAGGAGAAUUUGAGAAAAGGUAAGGGCCGAAAAUUCGGGAUUUUUUGAGCCUAAAUAAGCCUGGGCUCGGGCUUAGGCUUUUGGGGGCCGAAAGGGGCUUUUAAAUGAACCUUUAUAUGCCUAGAGUUGGAAUUUUGUGCUGAAAAUGGAAAAAUAGCUGAAAAUCACUGAAAAUUAAGUUUUCCAUGAUUUUCAGCAUGAAAUUCUGAUCUAGAAACAUAUUUUCAGCUUGAAAAUAAUUUUCGGUCAAAAUUUUCAGAUUUUUCCAUCCAAAAAGUUUCCUAGCUGAAAUUUUGUGCUGAAACUCAUGGAAAUGCUGGAAAUUUGUAAUUUUGAACCAAAAAUUCGGAAUUUUCGAAUUUUUUUUAUCCCGAAAUAUUUACGUUUCAAAAUUUUUAUAGAUUUUGAAGUGAUUUUUGAAAUUGAUGAAUUUCCUUAAAAUAAUAUUUUGAAUGUUUUCUUGACUGAAAUUUUGUGCUGAAACUCAUGGAAAUGCUGAAAAUUGCUGAAAAUAAGCAAUUCCAUGGUUUUCAGCACAAAAUUCUGAUCUAGAAACAUAUUUUUCGACCUGAAAUUAAUUCUAGUUCAAAAAAGUCAGAUUUUUCUAUCCAAAAAAGUUCCCAUGCUGAAAUUUUGUGCUGAAACUCAUAGAAAUCCUCAUUUUCAGCGAUUUUCAGCUUUUUCACGAUAUUCAGAGCAAAAUUUCAGCCAGGAAACCUUUUCCGAGCGCUUUGCGCGAGUGUAAACUGCAAGCUUCCGCGAAGCGGCACAAUCUUCCGCUUCAGCGGCCAAAACUCGGGUUUUGACUGGAAUUUUGUGCUGAAACUCAUGGAAAUGCUGAAAAUCGCUGAAAAUAAGCAAUUCCAUGAUUUUCAGCACAAAAUUCUGAUCUAGAAACAUGUUUUUCGAGCUGAAAUUAAUUUUUUUCAAAAAAUUUCGAAAUUUUUGGUUCGAAAAAGUUUCCUGGCUGAAAUUUUGUGCUGAAAAUCAAGAAAAUCUUCAUUUCCAGCGAUUUUCAGCUUUUCCACGAGAUUCAGCCCAAAUUUUCAGCCAGGAAACCUUUUCCGAGCGCUUUGCGCGAGUGUAAACUGCAAGCUUCCGCGAAGCGGCACAAUCUUCCGCUUCAGCGGCCAAAGUUGGGUUUUUGGCUGAAAUUUUUGUGCUGAAAAUCAUGAAAAUUCUCAUUUUCAGCGAUUUUCAGCCAGUUUUCCAGUUUCAGCACAAAAUUCUGAUCUAGAAACAUGUUUUUUCGAGCUGAAAUUAAUUUUUUAAUGAAAAAAAAAACCAAAUUUUUGGUUCAAAAAAGUUUCCUUGCUGAAAUUUUCUGCUUAAACACAUGGAAAUCCUCAUUUCCAGCGAUUUUCAGCAAGUUUCCCAGUUUCAGCACAAAAUUCUGAUCUAGAAACACUAUAUUUUUGACCUGAAAUUAAUUCUAGGCUUAUUUGGGCUCAUUUUGGAGCUCAUCCCUUGCUCAUUUCAAAAUUUUUCAGUUUUCGAACGUGCCAAACAAGCGUCACCCUGUAUAAUUUUCUUCGAUGAAAUCGACAGUUUGGCCCCAAAUCGUGGAAAAAACGGCGAUUCUGGAGGUGUUAUCGAUCGAAUUGUCUCGCAACUUCUAGCCGAGUUAGACAAACUCCAUCACACGCAAAAAACGCGGAUUUUUGUGAUGGGGGCCACAAAUCGGCCCGAUUUAUUGGACGAGGCCCUGAUGCGGCCCGGUAGAUUCGAUAAAAUGGUUGAAGUUCGGCCUGGUGAAGAUCGAGAAUCGAAAAAAGCGAUUUUGGCGGCGAUUUCGAGUAAAAUGAAGUUUGAAGAUGGUGUGGAUUUGGGAGAAAUUGUGAGUUUUUUUUGGAGGGGCCUGAGAGGGGCCUAGGCUUUUAGGCCGUGAAAAAUGAUGAAUUUUGAGCCUAAAUAAGCCUAGGCUUAGGAUUGGGCUUUUGCGGGCCGAAAUGGGCUUUAAAAUGAAUGAAAAUUUUCGAAAUUUUGUGCUGAAACUCGUGGAAAAGCUGAAAAUCGCUGAAAUUCAAGUUUUCCAUGAUUUUCAGCACAAAAAUUCAGCCGGGAAGAUUUUUUCAGCUAGAAAAUCUGAAAAUUUUUGAAAAAAUUUAAUUUCAGCUCAAAAAUAUGUUUCCCGGCUGAAAUUUUGUGCUGAAAAUCAUGGAAAUCUUUGUUUUUAGCGAUUUUCAGGUUUCUAGUGAUUUUCAGCACAAAAUUUGGGUCUAGAACCUCAUUUUUUCAGAUAAUUUUCAAACCUGAAAAUUUUGAAAACAAAAAAGCUUCAGGUUGGAAAUAUAGUGUUUCUAGAUCAGAAUUUUGUGCUGAAACUGGAAAACUGGCUGAAAAUUACUGAAAAUUAUGAUUUCCACGAUUUUCAGCACAAAAUUUGAGUCUAGAAUGAAAUUUUUUGACCUGAAAUUAAUUUUUUUCAAAAAUUUCAGAUUUUUUCAUCCAAAAAAGUUUUUCCGGCUGAAAUUUUGUGCUGAAAAUCAUGGAAAUCCUCAUUUUCAGCGAUUUUCAGAUUUCUAGUGAUUUUCAGCACAAAAUUUGGGUCUAGAACCUCAAUUUUUCCGAUAAUUUUCAAAACCUGAAAAUUAUAGGUUUCAAAUUUUUUUAGAAAACAUUUUUUGAAAAUUUUCAAAUUUGAUAUCCAGUUUGAACAUACUAUCCUACAAGAUCCUAAAAAGCCUGAAAAUGAGCCUAGGCCUGAAUUUAGGCUCAUUUUGAAGCCAAAAACUAGGCCUAGGCCUAUUUAGACUCAAAAUUCAGCAUUUUCCGGGCUAUGAAAGCCUAUAUAGGCCUAUCUAGACUCAUUUUGAAGCCCAGGCUUUUUCCAGGCCGAUUUGGUGAAUCCAACAAUGUCCGGAGCCCAAUUAUUCUCGAUAAUAUCCAAUGCCGCAAUGCAAGCAAUCAUCGAAAAAAUCGAAUUGGGAAAAAUCGAUGAAAAUGUUCGAAUCUCACAAAAACAUCUGGUUCAAAGUGUUGAAAAAUUUCAUAACAAAACGUUUUGA
Messenger RNA from Caenorhabditis angaria, 8789 nucleotides. NCBI's taxonomy places the organism in Eukaryota, Metazoa, Nematoda, Chromadorea, Rhabditida, Rhabditidae. The record is from the annotation of a GenBank genome assembly.